AUGGAUCGUGCAGUCCAGACGAGUUGGAGUAACCUACCAAAACUAUCACAAGUGCCGGGAAACUCGGACCAUUCAGGGCUUUUCGAACAAACUCAAUCGCCGGUUGUGCAUGACGAAAUCGUGCACUCCGUCAGAUCGGACAGCGUGAUCCGCAACACAGUGUUACCGUCCGAAGUCAAUGAAGCUGUCAGUGGUAGAGCGGAACAAGUUUUCAUUAGAAGCCCUGACAGGAAACCAAAGCCAGAAAUUGAAAGCCAUUCGCUUGUACCUGUUCCAAUCAAUACUGGCUCUGUAAACGCAGACGCAAACGACGGACAUCAGUUCCCAGUAGCUAAACCUAUG
Dicrocoelium dendriticum is the source of this 342-nucleotide messenger RNA. The record is from the annotation of a GenBank genome assembly. NCBI's taxonomy places the organism in Eukaryota, Metazoa, Platyhelminthes, Trematoda, Plagiorchiida, Dicrocoeliidae.